Molecule: messenger RNA, 567 nt
Organism: Geodia barretti
Lineage: Eukaryota; Metazoa; Porifera; Demospongiae; Tetractinellida; Geodiidae
Source: the annotation of a GenBank genome assembly
AUGCCUGCCGCGCCGGCGCGGCAGACGGUCGCGCUGGAGGCGGCUGACGGUGCGCUUCUCGAAUACCUGCCGGACCCGCUGAUCAUGUUUCCGGGCGCCCGGCUCACCUCGGUGCUGGAGAUCGAGGCCGCGGAGGGUGCCACGGUCAUCGCGUGCGAAAGCUUCGCUCACCACGACCCCGGCGGCGAGGAUCGACGGUUCGAGAGCUUCGAGGCGGAGAUGCGUAUCCGCGAUGAGGGGGCGCGCCUGCUCGCGCUGGAGCGCUACGUCCUCACCGGCGAUCGUCUGGCGGAGGGUGCGAGCCAGAUCGCGCGCUGGCCCGCGCAGGGCAGUGUCGUCGUCGCCCAUCGUGGGCCUGCGCGGGAUGUCAUCCUGGCCGCUCUCCGCUCCGCCCUCACGCCGACGGACGAUUUCUACGGCGGUGCCUCGGCGCUUCCCAACGAGGCCGGUGUGGGAGUGCGCCUGCUCGCGCGCGACGGGGCGGCUUUACGGCGCGGAUUGGAGGCGGCGUGGUGCGCGGUCAGGCUCGCGCUCUACGGCGCACCGCCCGCCCGCCGCCGCAAGUGA